UGAGUGCAUUAGCGCCACUGUAAACAAUAACUAGGAACCCACAAGACACCGCCAAAAAAGUGAUUCGUUUCUUAUUUUCCUUUUCCUUUGCGAAUAAUUUGCUGUCUAUCACAUUGAACUGAAUGCACAUUAAAGGCGAGAUGAAACUGACUGAGCCAGUUGUUCGAAGUUUCAGGGUUGCAAAAGUUUUUAAGGAGAACACAGAUCGGAUCAACAACAUAGACUUUUCUCCUACGGGAGAUACGCUUAUUUCGAGUAGUGAAGAUGAUCAAAUUGUAAUAUACGACUGCGAAAAGGGAACGCAAAAACGGACAGUAAACAGCAAAAAGUAUGGUGUUGACCUGGUACACUUCACUCAUGCCAAAAAUACGGCUAUCCAUGCAUCAACAAAAGUUGAUGACACUAUCAGAUAUUUAUCAUUGCAUGACAAUAAAUACAUUAGGUAUUUCCCCGGACACACUAAAAAGGUAGUAGCAUUGUCAAUGUCUCCUGUGGAUGACAUGUUUCUGUCUGGCUCAUUGGACAAAACUUUGAGAUUAUGGGAUCUUCGGUCCCCAAACUGUCAGGGGCUAAUGCAUUUAACAAGUAGACCUGUUGCAGCAUUUGAUCCAGAAGGACUCAUUUUUGCUGCUGGAGUUAAUUCAGAGAGUGUGAAACUCUAUGACCUUAGAUCAUUUGACAAGGGUCCCUUUGCUUCGUUCCGGCUUAAUACAGAGAAAACUUGCGAAUGGACUGGAUUAAAAUUCAGUCCAGAUGGCAAAACAAUCCUUCUUUCGACCAACAGUAGCAUCAUUCGACUAGUAGAUGCUUUCCACGGCAACCCAACCCACACAUUGACGGGUCAUCUUAACGAUAAGAAAAUUCCACUCGAAGCGUCAUUCAGUCCCGAUUCCCAGUUUGUAUUCAGCGGUUCAACGGACGGUCGAGUUCACGUUUGGCAUGCUGAAUCGGGUCAUAAGAUAUGCGUUUUUAAUGCUGAUCACAACGGCCCAGUGCAGUGUAUUCAGUUCAAUCCCAAGUAUAUGAUGCUUGCCUCUGGAUGCAACAACAUGGCCUUUUGGCUUCCUUCGGAGGACAAUUCAUAAAACGACAGUAGCAUAAUUUAUUAAAGUGUUACAUGUAAAGUCGUAUCCUUAAUUGUUUAUCAUUGUCCAGCUCAUCCUUGGGCUCUUCAUAGCCAUCAUUCUGAAAUUUAGUUGUGUUUGGCUCGUAUCUGUGGCAGUUCAAUUUUUGCUCCUGUCGAACUUGCCAAUCGGCAAUCGCGAUACUGGGCCGUGUUCUUAUGAAAACUUGAUGAUAAAGCAUAAAUAAAUGUUUUUUUGAACCCG
Molecule: messenger RNA, 1328 nt
Organism: Daphnia pulex (common water flea)
Lineage: Eukaryota; Metazoa; Arthropoda; Branchiopoda; Diplostraca; Daphniidae
Gene: Wdr82
Product: WD repeat-containing protein 82-like
Exons: 8
Coding region: 123-1085 (320 amino acids)
Cellular component (GO): Set1C/COMPASS complex
Molecular function (GO): chromatin binding; protein binding
Source: RefSeq, a predicted model, not a curated record